AUGUCUCGUGUACCCUUUAUCGGGAGGUUGUUUUGGUUUGAGUACCUGGCACUGCUAGGAUCAUUGAUCCUGGUAUUCCUGGAGACUGUCAUUCAUCUAAUCACAUUCUGCCUUCCAUCACCUAUCAUUCGAUUUUGUCACGAUCAGUCGAAGAAACUCUUCAAUGUAUUCAUUUCAAAGGAAUCGCAUGAUAAACGGACAAAAGAGGAGAUUCUUGCUUCGUCUAUAGCAGAGGCGUCGGAUUUCGUGGACAUGUGCGCCCUGUUCGGAUAUGAGGCGGAGGAGCACAUCGUUCAGACUUCAGAUGGGUAUCUUCUUGGGCUGCAUAGACUGGCCUACCGGAGAGGGGAAGAAAAUAUGCGGGUUAACCAAGGACCUGGCUCAAUUAGCAAAAAGGUUGUCUACCUUCACCAUGGUCUCCUCAUGUCUAGUGAGGUGUGGGUCGCCUUGACCGAUGAACAGCGGUGUCUUCCCUUCCAGCUGGUCGAAAAGGGAUACGAUGUUUGGCUGGGCAAUAACAGGGGCAACAAGUAUGCGAAGAAGUCUACCCAAUUCUCACCAGGGUCAAAUGAGUUUUGGGACUUCUCCAUUGAUCAGUUCGCCUUUCACGAUAUCCCGAACAGCAUCGAAUACAUCCUCGAUGUGACCACCCAGCCAUCGUUAUCGUACAUUGGUUUCUCGCAGGGUACCGCGCAGGCUUUUGCAACACUAUCUAUCCACCCGUUGCUCAACCAGAAGGUUGAUGUUUUCGUGGCCUUGGCUCCGGCAAUGGCUCCGUCUGGCCUCCGCAAUCGCAUCGUCGAUUCUCUUAUGAAGGCUUCACCGAACUUCUUGUUCCUCCUCUUCGGCAGACGCAGUAUCCUCUCCUCGACAACGAUGUGGCAGACAAUUUUGUACCCGCCAAUCUAUGUCCGCAUCAUUGACACGGCCCUGUCUGUCCUAUUUAACUGGCAAUGCCGCAAUAUCACCCGAACCCAGAAGCUAGCUGCAUACCUCCACCUGUAUUCCUUCACGAGUACCAAGUCCGUUGUCCACUGGUUCCAGAUAAUCCGCAACAAGAAUUUCCAGUUCUACGACGACGAACUGCAAACCCCUUUCAGCAUUGUUGCCAGUGAACGCUUCUACAAGCCUGUCAAGUACCCAACCCGCAACAUCAAGACACCAAUCGUACUCCUCUAUGGUGGCAGUGAUAGCCUUGUCGAUAUCAAUGUUAUGUUGCAGGGCUUGCCUCGUGGGACUGUCGCAAAGCCUAUACCUACUUAUGAGCACUUGGACUUCUUGUGGGCGUCUGAUGUGGACCAACAGGUCUUUCACCAUGUCUUUGACGCAUUGGAGACAUAUAGCCCGAAGAGCGUCAACGGUGCUCAUGCAAAUGGCGUUAAUGGUGUCAAUGGCAUCGAUUCAGGCCCAACCAACUUACUCGAAGACAGACCUUCUACUGCCUCGCAUUCUUCGAAUAGCUCUCUACCAAGACAUCGGACAAACAUGACAGUUGACUCUGCAGACAGUGCAGCGCCCUAG
Penicillium pulvis is the source of this 1521-nucleotide messenger RNA. Its product is annotated as sterol esterase. Bases 1 to 1521 code for a protein of 506 amino acids. The transcript has 3 exons. Gene Ontology annotation, biological process: lipid metabolic process. Lineage: Eukaryota; Fungi; Ascomycota; Eurotiomycetes; Eurotiales; Aspergillaceae. The record is from RefSeq and is a predicted model, not a curated record.